Messenger RNA from Lodderomyces margitis, 2163 nucleotides. It is a transcript of the gene FAA21, whose product is annotated as medium-chain fatty acid-CoA ligase. Gene Ontology annotation, molecular function: long-chain fatty acid-CoA ligase activity. The transcript has a single exon. Gene Ontology annotation, cellular component: membrane; endoplasmic reticulum. NCBI's taxonomy places the organism in Eukaryota, Fungi, Ascomycota, Pichiomycetes, Serinales, Debaryomycetaceae. Gene Ontology annotation, biological process: long-chain fatty acid metabolic process. The record is from RefSeq and is a predicted model, not a curated record. The coding region runs from base 1 to 2163 and encodes 720 amino acids.
AUGGCCCCAUUAUUCAAAGAGAAACCAGAACAAGUCUGGAAAACCAUUACAGAGAGUUUCCCACUCGACCAAAGCAUCACCAGUAUUGCACUUCCACUCCCUGGUUCAGAAAAGGAGGGGUUUUCACCAGUUUACAGAAACGCAUACUCGCAGAAAGAGUUGAAAUCUGUUCCUUAUCCCGGAAUCAAUACUUUGUACGAAUCGUUUGAACUUUCCGUGGCAAACAAUGGACACAAGCGUGCCUUUGGAAAAAGAGUUAGGAAUGGCGACGGUACGUUUGGUAAAUACAUUUGGCAGGACUACAACACUGUUAGACAAAGAAGAAACAAUUUGGGUUCUGGUUUGUUUUUUGUUUUACAAAAUAAUCCUUAUAAAACUGACAGUGAUGCCCACAAGAAAUUGAAGUACGACCCUUUAAGUGAUGAAUCUUUUGUUUUGACCAUUUUUGCUCAUAAUAGACCCGAAUGGGCACUUGCUGAUUUGACCUCAAUUGCUUAUUCCAUCAAAAACACAGCAUUGUACGACACCUUGGGUCCUGAUACCAGUAAAUAUAUCUUGAAUCUCACUGAAUGUCCAGUCGUUUUGUGCUCCAAGGACAAAGUUAAAGGUUUGGUUGAAUUAAAGAAGCAGAAUCCAGAAGAGUUGAGCAACUUGAUUUGUCUUGUUUCUAUGGAUGAUUUGACUACUGAGGAUGCUUCGUUGAAGAAUUAUUGUCACGAUCACAACAUUUCGUUGUUUGACUAUACCCAGGUUGAAAAGCUUGGUGAAAUUAACCCAUUGGAUCCAAUUCCACCAAAACCAGAGACCGAGUUUACUAUUACUUUCACUUCUGGUACUACUGGCGCAAACCCAAAAGGUGUUCUCUUAACGCACCAAAAUGCAGUUGCUGGUGUCACAUUCGUGUAUUCUGUGAUAGCAUUACCCAAUGCCGAUUCCGUGUUUUACUCCUUUUUACCAUUAGCUCAUAUAUACGAAAGAUUGGAUGUUCAGUUUGGAGUGACUGCCGGUGCUGCCAUUGGAUUCCCACAGGGUCCUUCACCAUUGACCUUAUUGGAAGAUAUUCAAGUUUUGGAACCUGAUUUUUUGGCAUUGGUUCCAAGAGUGUUGACCAAAUUGGAAGCCGGGAUCAAGGCUCAAACAAUUAACAAUGACGAGAAGCCAAUUUUAAAGAACUUGUUCACCAGGGCUGUCAAUGCCAAGUUGGCUUCUCAAGGUGACCCAGCCAACGAGUAUACAAACCCUCCACAUUUAUUGUACGAUAGAGUUUUGGGAUUGUUGCGUAAGAAAUUGGGAAUGAAGAACCUUAAAGUCUUGAUGUCAGGAUCAGCUCCAAUUAGUCCAGAGACCAUCAAGUUUUUGAAGGCUUCGUUGAAUGUCGGUGCUGGUCAAGGUUAUGGUAUGAGUGAGACUUUUGCUGGUAUCAUGGCCAGUUCUAUGUUUGAAACAGAAGCAAGUUCAUGUGGACCAAUUUGUGUCACCACUGAAUGUAGAACAAGAGACUUGCCAGCAAUGGGAUACACCUCCAAAGAUGAAGGUGGUCCAAGAGGUGAAUUGCUAGUACGUGGACCACAAAUUUUCAAAGGGUACUACAAGAAUCCAGAAGAAACUGCUAAAUCAUUUGAUGAAGAUGGCUGGUUUUACACUGGUGAUGUGGCUCGUAUCGAUUCAAAGAAUGGACGUACUUAUAUCAUUGACAGAGUCAAGAACUUUUUCAAAUUGGCCCAGGGUGAAUAUGUUACACCAGAAAGAAUUGAAAACACUUAUUUGAGUUGUUUCCCAUACAUUGCCCAAAUGUUUGUUCAUGGUGAUUCUUUGAGAACUCACUUGGUUGGUGUAGUUGGAUUGGACCCAGUCUCCAUCACUCUGUACAUCAAGCAAAGACACGGUGAAACGAUCAAUGAUCAAGCUGAUUUGGUUAGAUUCUUCCAAGAUCCAAAGCGCAAGCGUGAAUUGUUGCUUGAUAUGAACAAGUCCCUCGGUAACUCGUUGCAAGGGUUUGAGAAAUUGCACAACAUUGAGGUUGAUAUUGAGCCAUUGUCAGUGGAGAAGAAUUUAAUCACACCUACCAUGAAGAUCAAAAGACCAAUUUGUACCAAGUACUUUAAAGAUACUUUGGACAAGUUGUAUGACGAAGGUUCACUUAUCAGGACUGAUAAAUUAUAG